UCUACUCUCUCCGCCAUCAUGCCGUCCUCCUACACUCUCCCGGUGAUCUUCACUCUGACUCUACUCUCACCCAUCACCAUGGGAACAGUGUUCAAAGGCGUCUACAACCUAGGCAAUUUUGGAGGUCAUUUACCAACAGCUGUUAAGAUCAUCAGGGUUACCAACACAGUAGCUGUGCCAGUCCCCGUACCUUUUCCAGUCACGAAAAAUAUCCCUCUUCCAAUCUCCGUCCCUAAACCGAUUCCCUACGCUGUCCCUCAUCCGAUUCCCUUCGAGGUUGCCAAACCUGUAGUGAUUCCACAGGCAAUUCCCGUAGGUAUUCCCAAACCUUAUGCGGUUCCACAGAUGUUCAUGUUUAGACAAGCUGUUUCCAUGCCAGCUGAACAGCUAAGUGCUCCGCAGUUCCGACCUGAACAGAUGUCCGACUACCAAGCGUACCUGAGCUAUGGAAACGGAAACGGAAACGGAAACGGUGGUAUCGGGUAUAAUGGAAACGUCGGGCUCACCUAUGCGCAUGGGGAAGGACACGUGGGUUACGGAAAUGGGAACGGUGGAACUGGAAACGUCGGUCUCUAUAAUCAAGGAAACACAGGAAACGGAGGAAGCAUCGGAUAUGGAACUGGAAACGUCGGGCUCACCUAUACUCAAGGGAACAACGAAAACGGAAACGGAGGAAGCAUCGGAUAUGGAACUGGAAACGUCGGGCUCACCUAUACUCAAGGGAACAACGAAAACGGAAACGGAGGAAGCAUCGGAUAUGGAACUGGAAACGUCGGUCUAUAUACUCAAGGCAACGGAAACGUUGGCUACGGAAACGGUGGAGGAACUGGAUAUGGAACUGGAAACGUUGCUCUCUAUACUCAAGGUGACGGAAACAUCCACUAUGGAAAUGAAAACGGUAACUCAGGAAGUUCUGAGUACUCUACUCAAAGUGGGUACAACCAAAUGAGAUACAACGAAUUCAUGAGUCAACAGAGUUAUGGUUCCAUGGAACACAAUUUUGGAGGGUACAAUGUGCAAGGUAUUGGAGGGAACGCGUACCAACCCAAUCCUCAAACAUAUCCAACUGGAGAAGGGUACGGGGUGACAGAACAGGAAUAUCCUAGGUACAACAUUAUGUUUGGCCAGAACUUUGAAUCCAACAAUAAAGUAGAAGAUGGAUCAAACCAUUCGUACUGAGUGUUGUGAAUAUUGUGAGGGACGCAGUGCAAGGUUCCAAAAACUAUUAAGAAAUUUUAGUUUCAAAUUUUUAUACAAACUACUUACGUAUAUAUAUAUUUAUUAAUUGAUAAAUUUUAAAGGAAGACCUUGGUUCAUUGAUAAACUGAUGUUGAUGAAAUUUCAUUUGAACUGGCUUAUUGUUUUGGAUCAUUAGUCUAAUUUUUCAUUUUUAUUUCUGUCAUUGCAUUACAUAUCGAUUUCGUAAGUGCGGUUGAAUAGCUUCUGAAGAAUCUAAAGGAUAUCCCGCAAUGUUCUGCUGCCUUCUAUUUUGUUACUUGCAUUUAGAAAAAUAUAUUUUAUGUAACCAUGAGUCGAAAUGUGUACGAAUACAGCUUUGACUGAAAUUAAUUAAGGCCUUGGUUCAUUGAUUAACUGAUGUUGAUGAAAUUUAAUUUUAACUGGAUUAUUGUUUUGGAUCUCGCUUAGUCAUUAUUUUUGCCAUUUUAAUUUCUGUCAUUGGAUUACGUAUACUCAUAAAACGUAUACGUAUACUCAUUGGAUUACGUACUGGUUCUUGUACAUAUCGAUUUCGUAAGUGUAUCGAUACUUUUUGCUGAUUAAUAAUUAGCAACUGAAAGCUAAUUUGAGCCACAAAAUUGAAACUUAGCAGGGUCAUUUUCGUAUUUAAUCUAAUGAUUAUAGCUUUAAAAGUCGGUAAAAGGUGGCUAUUUUAAAACAAAAACUGCUUAUGUAAAAAAAUUAAAAAAAAAAUAAGUAUUGCCUUUUAGCUGCAAAUCCAACAGCACUUUUUUAUUUAACUGUACGUUAAAUAUAUUUAAUUUACGGCACUUUUUACACCAGCUCCAAAUUGAAACAAACUUCCAUACUUUCACAUUACAAAACGUUACGUUAUUACAAUGGGAAUUUUGGAUAACUUGGUAAGCUCCUUUUCACUCAUUUCAUUAUACCAGUUAGUUGUUGUCCAUUUGAAGCUGACAAAGGGGGCGUUCCAAUACACCAUGGAUAUAAAUUUGAUUGUUCUAGCGUUAGUUGUUAUAAGUUACAUUCUAGUCCUGGUUUUUAUUUACUUAGUAUAUUAAUUAUAAACAUGUUACAAGCAUGUUGUUUUUGUUAUUAUUGUAAAAGGGGUUUUUUGUGUAAGAUUGUGCUGCAAAACAAAAUUGUUAUUUGCUUUGUACUACAUUUUACAUUGUUGUAUUA
Macrosteles quadrilineatus (aster leafhopper) is the source of this 2382-nucleotide messenger RNA. RefSeq lists its product as uncharacterized. The transcript is spliced from 2 exons. The record is from RefSeq and is a predicted model, not a curated record. Bases 19 to 1179 code for a protein of 386 amino acids. NCBI's taxonomy places the organism in Eukaryota, Metazoa, Arthropoda, Insecta, Hemiptera, Cicadellidae.